Schistocerca cancellata (South American locust) is the source of this 3910-nucleotide messenger RNA. Its product is annotated as tripartite motif-containing protein 2-like. The coding region runs from base 376 to 2433 and encodes 685 amino acids. The record is from RefSeq and is a predicted model, not a curated record. Gene Ontology annotation, biological process: proteasome-mediated ubiquitin-dependent protein catabolic process; protein polyubiquitination; negative regulation of translation. NCBI's taxonomy places the organism in Eukaryota, Metazoa, Arthropoda, Insecta, Orthoptera, Acrididae. The transcript is spliced from 9 exons. Gene Ontology annotation, molecular function: translation repressor activity; zinc ion binding; protein binding.
GCGCAUACCGUCUUCCGUAAACAGCCGGCUUCUUCUUCCUCCAUCCAUCUUUCUUGUCCAUCGUAUCUAUCCUAUUUGACUUUACUCAUAGUUCUUAAAUUCAUAUUUUCCGUCAAUUUCUCUGAUGCAUUUCUGUGACAUUCGUGGUGCCUGUGCCAAACUUGCACCCAACCACUGUUCAAACAACUGCUGCCCUCCCUCAGCGUAACUUAUUGUUAUGAAGCAUUCCGUUCCUUUCUUCCUGUGGCCGUGGCCUGCCUUUAAUUAGGACGUCCCGAAGUUCUGCGGCGAGCCGGAAUAAGUUGGCCUCGACGCACCUGCUGCGGAUGUGAGCGCAGCUGCUGCGGAAGUCUGCGAACUCGACUCGGCGAGAGGAUGGUGAGCAUGAGCUCAACACUCGUCGAGACGGUCUCCAUCAACUAUGAAGACUUCAACGAGAGUUUUCUCACUUGUGGAACUUGCCUAUGCAUGUACGACGGCGGUGAGCACACACCGAAGUUGCUGCCGUGUUCCCACACCGUAUGCCUGCACUGCCUCUCACGCAUUGCUGCAUCACAGACGCGUGAUACUGGGGCCUUUCGUUGCCCCAUCUGUCGUGAAUUGAUUGCCAUCCCACGGGGAGGUGUGAGCGCUUUGCCACCUUCUUUCCUCGUUAACCAGUUGCUCGACCUCAUGAGCAGACAACGAAGGGAAGUCAUUCCAAAAUGCUCGGUGCACAUUAACCAAGAACUGUUGUUCUGCGAGACGUGUGAUACUGUCUUUUGCACUCAGUGCACUGGAGGCAACCACAGUACAGCAGUAAUGAACUGUGAACACACAAUCAUACCAUUCUCAAUAGCCAUCAAGCGAAUGUCUGAAAUUCUACUGUACAAGGCCAAUGACUGCAUAUCAAAGCUGUCGCAGGCUCAAGAUGCUGUAAGGCAAGAACUUCAGAGGUUGGAUUUGGCAGCAGAGCAGUGCCUCGAUCAGGUGAACAGAACAUUUGCUGAUGUCGCUGCACAACUGGAAUCUCGAAGGCAGGAAAUGGUUACUGCAGUUAGAGAUGCCUGUGAGGAGAAGCGACGUGUACUCGAGGAACAACUCGCUCUCAUUGACGGUGAAAAGAACAAAGUGGAACGAGAAUGUGAAGGUCUCCAGUAUCAGGUGGAAGUACGCAACAUAACACAACGAAUUGGUAGUUUGACAGAGAAACUUGACGCAGCUGGCCCUCUAGGAGAACCCCGGGAGAAUGCUUUCCUAGCUUGUGACUUCUCACACAAUGACAGCUUGAAGACUAUGGAAUCUGCUCUGGUCACUCUUGGUCGUGUUCGAACAUCGACAACAUUCCCAAGCCUGUGUACAGUGAAUCUCGAAGGCCCAGCUGUGACCCAGUUGAGUUCAUCGGCUGUUCUCCGAACAGUUGACUACCGUGGGGACCCUCGCACAUCUGGUGGUGACCCAGUGAAAGCAGAAGUGGCCCGAGUAGACAGCAGUGCAGAUAUGCCUCCAGCUGAGCUAGAGGAUCGUGAUGAUGGUACCUACCGUAUACACUUCAGACCUCCUGCACCUGGACGCUACAUGUUACGUGUGUCUGUAUUUGAACGCCCUGUCAAAGACUGUCCAUUAUUCUUCGAUGUGACAGAGCACAACAACCCCAUAUCUGUCUAUGGAGUCAGAGGUUCUGGCAAAGAUGAAUUCUUGCAGCCAGUUGCCAUCGCUGUGGAUGACUCUGGAAAUGUGUAUGUUGUGGAUACUGGUAAUUCUCGAAUCAAAGUGCUGACACAAGACCUGGAAUUUGUAAGACACAUUGAAAAUGAGGGACUUGUGGGACGCAGUUGUACAGGAAUUGCGGUAUCUGACAGUGGACUUGUGGUGGUUAACUGGAGGACUAAGACAGUGACAGAAAUGUCAACUGAUGGCCAAACUCUUUCAAAGUUUUCUCAUAAUGCGUUCCAAGAACCUAUUGAUGUAGCUGUGGACAGAACAUAUGGUCACAUUUUAGUGGCUGACAAUGGAAUCAGUUGUGUUUUUGUGUUUGACUCUGAAGGAAAGCUUCUUCUCCAGGUUGGAAAGAAGGGCAGUCAGAGGGGUUACUUCAAUUUAAUCUCCUCUGUGACUGUUGGUCAGAGUGGAGAAAUCAUUGUUGCAGACUCAAGAAUCCAAGUGUUCUCAGCAAAAGGUGAUUUCAUGGAGGAGCUCUACCCUGAGGGCAAAGGUCGUGGAAGAUAUGGUGGGAUUGUCGUUGAUGCCCACAAUCACAUAAUUGCUACACGGUCAGAAAAAAAUCGAAACUAUGUUCAGGUGCUGAGAUUCAGUGAUGGUACCUUAGUUUCAACUAUAGAUUCUCACGAGUCUAGACUGAAACGACCCAGUGGCAUGGCAGUUACCAGUGACUUUCAUGUCAUUGUCGUUGAUUUGGGCAAUGAUUGUGUCAAGAAAUACAGAUACUGGUAAUAUUGUCAGGAACAUUAGCACAAGUUUUUGAGCAACAACUGCAUGUGUUCAUUGAAAAAUACCCUCUUCAGUUUUUGCAUUUUUUUAAUUCACAAGGAUGAGUAGAAUACUCAUUACUAAGGACAAAUUUUCAAAAGCUGCAUAGAGAUUUAAUGUCACAGUUCCAUUGGUUUAUUGCACAUGAUCAUUACAUUUAAAAUAGAUCAAAAUUUAUUACCACCAUCAUCUUUAGAUUAGAUUAUGGAAUAGUAUUUUGUCAGUAGUACCAAGUACUCGGCAUCACACUGAAGAGGAAGUUUGGCUAUGUAUAAUUUCAGUUCUCAGCUAGUCUCUUCACUUUGUACUAUACAGUGUACAGUAGCCAACUUUAGUGUCACUUCUGAAGCAGUUAUUUAUUUUGACAAAAUGACCAAAGUCUGACCCCUGAAUUUAUGCCGACAACAAAUUGCCUUUCUAAUUUCUAAAGGCAAUAUUUCCAUGAAAUUUAGAAGAUAAUAAAAUUGUGUGACUGCCAGGUCACAUAAUUUAUAGGUAUGUUAGCCUCCGAGUUUCUAUAAGAACAGCAGUAUACCAGUGUGGAAGUACAUGAAUCUUCCUGUUAGCUCUUAGUGCUUUUGCACAUAAUUAAUGCUAUAUUGUAAGCAAGACUUCCUCUGCAAAUGUUACUCUUUUAUAGGCAGGUUAAUUUAGAAAAAAAUGCUUUCAGUUCUGUAACUUUAUUUCCUUUACACUGAGGGGAUGAUACUACCGUAACUAAUGGGGCAAUUCAUUGUGUGUCCAAUUCAUGCCUCUUUACAAAUAGCUUUGAGAAAAAAAUUACACUGGUGAAUUUUUUCAGCUAAAAAAUACUAUUUUUAAAUGCAACAUGUGGCACUGUGAAAUCUCCCCCCAAAAAACCUUGUUUUCUUCUAUUAGUUGUAAAAUAAGUAACUCAUUUAACAUAAAACCAGCACUAUGUGACAAGUCUGUUCAAUACCCAUUAAUACGUAUGCUGCCAGCAUCACUAAGACAUGAAAUGUUGCAUAUAUUCUGAGGAAGGUCUGACUGUGGCAGAAAUACAAGCAGUCUGUAUGCAACAAACUAAUAUCUAUCUUGUAGAAUAUGUCAAUAACAUUCAGGUGCUAACUGAUUAACUCAAGGAAGUAUCCACUGCUUAUGCUGAUGGCCCGGAGGCAUAUUGCAUAAUUUUUUUAAAUUUUGUCUUUGCACUGUUUAAUCUUCGAGAAUGCUUCAGAAUGACAAUCGUUUACAGAACUGUAUCUCAGAGAGUACCCUUAUUAUAUUUUUGUUUGUCCUUUUGAAGAUGUAUAUUAAUAGUCUGUACAUUUGUGUACUUGUAAAUAACUUAUCAGAGAAAGUGUUUCUUUUCAUUAAGACUGAUUUUGUUUUCUAUUAACAGCUGUACAUAUAAUCUGUACAUCCUAAUUCUAAAUGUCAUUGUGUUUCAGCAUGUGAUAUUAAUAUGUGAUCUUGUCGA